This is a messenger RNA of Vitis riparia (riverbank grape), 2153 nucleotides long. Its product is annotated as MACPF domain-containing protein CAD1. Bases 39 to 1919 code for a protein of 626 amino acids. NCBI's taxonomy places the organism in Eukaryota, Viridiplantae, Streptophyta, Magnoliopsida, Vitales, Vitaceae. Gene Ontology annotation, biological process: plant-type hypersensitive response; regulation of salicylic acid mediated signaling pathway. Gene Ontology annotation, cellular component: plasma membrane. The transcript has 6 exons. The record is from RefSeq and is a predicted model, not a curated record.
AAAAAAAAAAACGCGUUUGUAGACAUUGUUGCAGUCAAAUGCCUGCCAAGUUCACCCACUACAAAGUCCAAACUGCCCCACCACCACUACCACCACCGCAACACCUCCAAAGCCCAAACCCACACUCAAAACAUCAAUACAUUGCAGAUUGCUCAGCUCACAAGCCUCUGAAUCUCUCCUUAUUCGUGAUAAAUCCUCAUUCUUCUGCUCUUUCCAUGGACAACCCAUCAACGACAACGUCAAGUUCAGGCCCAAAUGCUCUCAUCACUACUCUUUACAACUCCAUCCAAGCACUGGGUCGAGGCUUUGAUGUCACUUCUGAUAUUCGGCUUCUUUAUUGCAAGGGUGCACCUGGGUCUCGCCCUGUUAUCCUUGAUGAAGAGAAUACCAGGGAUCUUGUAGUCUCUGAUGGUGUUAUUAUUCCUAAUGUUUCUGUUGACAUUGAGGCGUCUCGAGGCAAGAGGACCACGGAGUCCAUCCCUGUUUGUGGAUUCCAUGAGAUGGCACAGCACUUCAAUGAGUUAUCAGGUAUAUCUGGAAGCAUUCCACUCGGAAGCUUCAAUGCCAUGUUCAAUUUCACUGGUUCUUGGCAUGUAGAUGCAGCAGCUACAAAAUCCCUUGCCAUGGUUGGAUAUUACAUCCCGCUAUUUACAGUUGAAUUGGCAAACUCAAAUUUAGUGUUGCGUGACGAAAUCAAGCGUGCUGUUCCUUUUACUUGGGAUCCUACAUCUUUGGCGAGCUUUAUUGAAAAUUAUGGCACCCACAUUGUUACAUCUGCAACUAUUGGUGGAAGAGAUGUAGUUUAUGUAAGGCAGCACCACUUAUCUCCUUUAUCAUCAUCAGACAUUGAGAACUAUGUGAAAGACAUUGGAGACCAGAGGUUUCUGGACCCAAAAAGUCAGCCAACUGCUGCUCCACUCAAAUACAAGGACAAGGAUGUUACAGUCAUUUUCAGGAGGAGAGGAGGUGAUGAUCUAGAGCAGAGCCAUGCAAAGUGGUCAGAGACUGUAGAACUGGCACCAGAUGUAAUUAACAUGAAAUUUGUUCCCAUUGUUUCUCUGCUUGAUAGCGUACCUGGAUUAAAACAUUUGGCCCGUGCAGUUGACUUAUACUUGGAGUAUAAACCACCUAUUGAGGACUUGCAGUAUUUCUUGGAAUUUCAAAUAGCUCGAGUUUGGGCUCCAGAACUUAAUAAACUUCAAAGAAAAGAGCCUGUAUGCCAAUCUCUUCAGUUCAGCUUGAUGGGUCCCAAACUUUAUAUCAGCCCUGAUCAGGUAACAGUUGGCCGAAAGCCAGUCACUGGGCUUAGACUUAGCCUAGAAGGCAGCAAGCAAAAUCGACUUGCCAUCCAUUUGCAACACCUAGUGUCUCUUCCAAAAAUUCUUCAACCUCACUGGGAUGCACACAUGGCCAUAGGUGCACCCAAGUGGCAGGGUCCUGAGGAGCAAGACAGCCGUUGGUUUGAACCUAUCAAGUGGAAGAACUUUUCUCAUGUAAGCACUGCACCAAUAGAGCACACUGAGAUUUGCAUUGGCGACCUUUCUGGCGUUCACAUUGUAACAGGGGCACAGCUUGGCGUUUGGGAUUUUGGUGCCAAAAGCGUAUUACACCUCAAACUUCUCUUCUCCAAAGUACCAGGAUGUACAAUAAGACGGUCUGUGUGGGAUCAUAGCCCUUCCACCCCUUCUACCUCCCAGAAGCCUGAUGGGUCAUCUUCAUCACUAUCAAAUGAAAAGACCGAGGACAAAAAGGGAGAUAGCUCAAGCCAAACAGGGAAACUGAUCAAAAUUGUGGACUUAACAGAAAUGUCCAAGGGGCCACAAGAUAUUCCAGGUCACUGGUUGGUUACAGGGGCUAAGCUGGGGGUGGACAAGGGAAAGAUUGUAUUACGCAUAAAGUACUCAUUACUCAACUACUGAUCUAUUAUGUUAUUGUAGUUUUAUUGUCCUCCACUCGAAAGCGUAGUCAAGCAUUCUUUGCACAGGCCAUCCCAGUUCAUUUGUUCUUCUGUACAUUUCCUUCCCUUUUUACCCUAUUUAGUUGAUAGGAUCUAAAUUGUCUCAAGGUUCUAUUUUUUUGAAUGUUGGUUUUCAUCUCUGGUUUUUUUGAGGACAAAGCCAUGUUGAAUAAUGACUGAUGGGUCCAAUUUUAUA